GAGUUCUCAACGUUGCUCAGCCAAGUAAACACAAACACUAACAGUACAACAAAAAAAGGCUCAAAAAAAGCCAAGUACUCACCACCCAGCAAAAUGAGUGACGAGGGACAAGACCAGCAACAAGCACAAGAACAAGCUGAAGAAGCGGGUGCUCUGACGCUGCCGCACGAGUUGCUUGUGAUUGUGCUGAGCCACCUCGCGUCCUUCUCGGAUAUCAUUGCAUGCGAGCGUGUGGCGCGUGCCUGGCAGGUUGCUGGCAGGACGGUUCGCGCAGACCGUGCGCGCAGAUUCAACGACCGGCUGCUGCGCAAGGGCGGAUUGCAGUUGGCACCGCUGCUCCUUGCACCCGAGGCGACGGUUGCCUUUGCAGCUACGACGACUACCACUACGACGACUACCACUACUACUGCAUCGAAUGGUAAUAAUUCUGGAAGUACGACCGGAACGGCGACGCUUGCAGACUCGAGUACAAGUCAUGCGAGUGCAAAUCUGAGAGGCUCACAUUGGUGGCAGCGAAACGCAGCGCGACUCCAGCCAUGCAGCACGCUAUCGAUGAUUGCCAUGCACUCAAACUACGUGUUUGUUCCUGCGCUCAAUUCCAUUCUCAUGGUCGGCGGCAAUGUUGCGUUCGAGUCGCGCGACCGCCAUUUGGUGGAGCCUGCCAAUCCGGCUCCUCACCCGGAAGAUCGCUUUGCAGCAAUCGCAGCGUACCCGGGUCGAAACUGGGGCAGAUGCUACAAUACCAUACGACUGUGGCAGCUGGACACGGGACAAUGUUUUAUUCUGAACUGCGCGACGGGCGCGCGGCUGGCGUACGAACGACAGAUGCAGCUCUUCCGCGGCCGCUAUGUUGUAAUGCUGCCGCAUCUCCUCAAUCACUUGCAAUACCAGACAGAGCUGCAGGUCCUCGAUCUCGCCACUGUGUCUGUCAUUUCGCUGCCGCAAACACUCCUUCCAGCGACCGGUCUGGGUCAUCUUGUCCUCGGCUCCCUUCCCAUCGCGUAUCCCGCAUCGUUCACCAUUGUCGAUGACAUGCUGUAUGCCGUGGACAAUCUCCACCGCACAUUCUUCAGCAUUGACCUGCGCCGUGCUCUCGAGCGACGGGCGGCUGACUGGGUUGUCACGAGCCACCUGUCCUUCUUUUUGGAUCACUUUGCCUCGGCGAUGACACCAACUUCCGUAGAACCGAGUGCUGAAUCGCCUCCCUUUCACAUUGGCGCGUUUGCUUGGCGGUCGGGCGACGAAGCCUUGCACCCCAUGGACGCCGCGCUCCUGUGGCUGUCCUUUGCUGGCGACGUUCUGCCUGUUGCGAGCUCGGUACAGGACAACUCUGCGUUCUCUGCGAAAUGGAUGAUGUCGCACCGCGUCGCCUCCAGGGCCGCAAUGCGCGCACAUGCAAUCAACGUCGAUGACUGCACCUUGUCGGCGGACGCGGCCUAUUCCGUUCCGCAAGAACUGGCCCUGCUUGUCGUGUUGGAACGAACAGAACCCCUGCAACCGCAGGUUGGAGGAGCUGCCACUACUGCGUUCUACCGCUCGCUACAUCACGAAACUUGUGUUGUCAGUCCAACGCGCUCCAACCUCUCCCUGAUCGCCACGCAACAGUCCACGCAUCCCAUUGCUUUUGGGACGCGACACGUGCACGAAGCGGGAUUGACCAGCUUGAGUGUAGAGUUACCCACGGACAUGUCUGAAGCGGAUUUCAUCGGCCAGAUCAUGCUGCCCUCGAGCCAGUUGGUGCCAUACGCGAACGAAGGCAUGCUAAUAAUAAAUCGGCUGGGAGUGUGGUUGCUGAACUAAGUGUAACGUAUUGUCGUGUAAUACAAAACAAAACAAGAAAAAAAAAUUAAACUGAAA
Messenger RNA from Capsaspora owczarzaki ATCC 30864, 1857 nucleotides. RefSeq lists its product as hypothetical. Gene Ontology annotation, molecular function: protein binding. NCBI's taxonomy places the organism in Eukaryota, Filasterea, Ministeriida, Capsasporidae. Bases 94 to 1800 code for a protein of 568 amino acids. The record is from RefSeq and is a predicted model, not a curated record. The transcript has a single exon.